Molecule: messenger RNA, 1792 nt
Organism: Cottoperca gobio
Lineage: Eukaryota; Metazoa; Chordata; Actinopteri; Perciformes; Bovichtidae
Gene: trmt5
Product: tRNA methyltransferase 5
Exons: 5
Coding region: 112-1530 (472 amino acids)
Biological process (GO): mitochondrial tRNA methylation; tRNA N1-guanine methylation
Cellular component (GO): cytoplasm; mitochondrial matrix
Molecular function (GO): tRNA (guanine(37)-N1)-methyltransferase activity
Source: RefSeq, a predicted model, not a curated record
AUUUGACUCGUCAGGAAGGAAACUGUCCAAUCAGAGAGCGAGUUUGACCAAUCACCAGCCUGCUCUGGUCGCCCACCGAUGACGCAAUUCAAGCGUGCCUGAGAGCGGAGGAUGUGGAGGCCCCUCUCCAGAGUCUUUGCUUCUGUAGAAACUGAAAGAAACCUCAAAGCUGCCGCUGUUCUCCGUGGUCUCUGCUCUGCAGCCUCAGCCUCAGCCUGUUCUGGCUUUUCUAUGGAGCCUAAACUGUACAGGCCCUCUCCAAAGGUCCGGGGUAUGACCUCUCUGGACAAAGAGGCCUUCACACAGACCAUCACUGUCCCGGCUCUACGGGUGCCCAAUGGGGUCUUACACAGUGUGGUAAAGAGCCUAAAAAAGGCGGCCAUCCAGCGCCCAGGGGUGCCCAGAGUCGUGCAGGAUAAAGAAGAGAGUUGUGACUUUCGUUUAGUCCUGUUGGACCCCCACAGAAUCUCCUCGCCAAGCUCCUUCAGUGAAGCUGAAUCAGAGGCUCUGAGGUCAUUCGGUGUCAUCCAGGAGCUGCAGCAGUAUGAGCUGCGGCUCACCUAUCACAACCUGAAGAGUGAAGAAGUGCUGGAGGCUGUGCUCCCUCAGGGUCAGGACGUGCCCUCAGGGUUCAGCCGGGUGGGGCACAUCGCACACAUGAACCUGAGGGAGCACCAGCUCCCAUACAAGAACCUCAUAGGUCAAGUCAUCAUGGACAAAAACCCCGGUGUUACCUGCGUGGUCAAUAAAACAAACAUGAUUGACUCAACCUACCGCAACUUCAAGAUGGAGAUGCUGGCUGGAGAGGAGAACAUGGUCGCCAAAGUGAAAGAAAACGGGGUGACAUACGAGUUUGAUUUUUCUUGUGUAUACUGGAAUCCCCGGCUGAGCACAGAGCACCAGCGUGUGGUGCAGCUCGUGGAACGUGGUGACACUGUGUUCGAUGUGUUUGCCGGCGUCGGACCCUUUGCCGUCCCGGCUGCCCGCUCCGGUGCCAACGUCUUGGCCAACGAUCUCAACCCAGAGUCCCAUCGAUGGCUGCAGCACAACUGCAAACUCAACAAGGUGGAGAAGAAAGUCCGCACCUUUAACCUGGACGGCAGAGCGUUCAUCCAGGGGCCCGUGAAGCAGGAGCUGCCUGCGUUACUAAAGGGAAAAAACAAUGUUCACAUAGUGAUGAACCUGCCUGCCUUGGCUCUGGAGUUCCUGGAUGCAUUCAGAGGCCUGUUGCAGCAGGAGCCGUCCUGUGACGAGAACCUACCCAUAGUGCACUGCUACGGCUUCUCUAAAGAGGACAACCCAGAGACGGAUGUGGUGGAGAGGGCUUCCGGCAGACUCGGGUUCCCCCUGAAAGACCGAUGUUCUGUGCAUUUUGUGCGUAAUGUAGCGCCCAACAAAGAUAUGAUGUGUGUGAGUUUCACUCUCCCUAAAGAGGUCCUCUUCAGCGGUGAUCACGAACAGACAGAGCUUCUUUCAGAAGAACCUGCUCCAAAGAGACAGAAGUGUGAAGAAGCUAAUGAGUCGACGUAAUCAUCACAUCGACUCCCCACUGAGGAACGCAAGGACACAUUUGAUUUGAGAAUUUUUUAUUUUAUUUUUAUUCACAUAGAGUUAAACUGAUGCUAUUAUUACAAAUGUUGCAUCGUGUCAUAAGAAACCAUGACCCAGCUUUACUUCAAUACGAGACUUCCUUUUGUGCGUACUAGAAUGUAUUAGUUAUUAUUAUUCAGAGCUUGACCUGACGCCUUAAAUUGUUUCACUUUCAAAUAAAUCUAUAAAAUAAUUGACAACU